AUGAAGUCCAUGCUGCUGCUUGCCUUCCUCUGUGUGGCUCACCUCCUGCCAGACUCAGCCUUUUCCCUGCGCAUUAGUGCUUUCAACAUCCGGACCUUUGGGGAUAGCAAGAUGUCCAAUGAUACCAUCGGUGACAUCAUUGUCCAAAUUUUGUCCACAUAUGACCUCACCCUGGUUCAGGAGGUCCGAGACUCUGACCUGAGUGCAGUCCGGAAGCUGAUGAACCUGCUCAACCGAGGGUCAGCGGAACAGUAUGACUAUGUGAUCAGCCAGCCCUUGGGACGCACCAGCUACAAGGAGCAGUAUCUCUUCAUUUACAGGGUGGACCAGGUCUCUGUUCUGAACAGUUAUUUGUACGACGACGGGUGCGAGCCAUGCGGCAACGACACCUUCAGCAGGGAGCCUUUCAUUGUGAAAUUUGCCGCACCUCACACUGAGGUGAAGGAGCUGGUGCUGGUGCCUCUGCACACUCCACCCUCGGAAGCUGUGGCAGAAAUUGAUGCGCUCUACGAUGUCUACCUGGACGUGAUAAGCAAGUUGGAGACCCACGACAUGCUCUUCCUGGGGGACUUCAAUGCGGACUGCUCAUACGUCCGCCCAGAAGACUGGCCCCACAUCCGCCUGCGCACCCACAGCAACUUCCAGUGGCUCAUUCCAGACACUGCAGACACCACCGUGACAAACACAAAUUGUGCCUACGACAGGAUUGUGGCAGCAGGGCCAAAACUGAGAGGCAGCCUAGUGCCUGGAACAGCCCGAGUGAAUUACUUCCAGCAGACCUUCAGCCUCAGCUACAAGGAUGCCCUGGCAGUCAGUGACCAUUUUCCUGUGGAAGUGAUCUUGGAGACCCUCUAGGCUCCCUUUCUUUUCCUGCACAGCCAGUGAUCCAGAGAGACUGCAAAAGAGCCCCGCAGCCCGCCCGAUUGAGGCUGCCAGACAUCGUGCGUGACCCGUAGACCUUGUCUGAAGCGAACCUUUGUUUCCGAUGCAAUCAGCAGUCUCUCUCAGGAUCUUUGUAGAACGUGAUUAGUUCUGUUCAAAUAUUUUCUCCUAUUCUUCUGAGUGUCUCAUCAUGUCAUGCGCAGUCUGAAUAAACACCAGAGGGCCAGCCUCAGUUCUUGCUCAGUA
This is a messenger RNA of Sphaerodactylus townsendi, 1128 nucleotides long. Its product is annotated as deoxyribonuclease-1-like. Gene Ontology annotation, cellular component: nucleus. Gene Ontology annotation, molecular function: DNA nuclease activity. The coding region runs from base 1 to 855 and encodes 284 amino acids. The transcript is spliced from 8 exons. Gene Ontology annotation, biological process: DNA catabolic process. The record is from RefSeq and is a predicted model, not a curated record. NCBI's taxonomy places the organism in Eukaryota, Metazoa, Chordata, Lepidosauria, Squamata, Sphaerodactylidae.